This is a messenger RNA of Ailuropoda melanoleuca (giant panda), 756 nucleotides long. RefSeq names its product chromosome 1 C21orf140 homolog (gene C1H21orf140). NCBI's taxonomy places the organism in Eukaryota, Metazoa, Chordata, Mammalia, Carnivora, Ursidae. The transcript has a single exon. Bases 1 to 756 code for a protein of 251 amino acids. The record is from RefSeq and is a predicted model, not a curated record.
AUGCCUCACUUUGCAAACCCUCUUUUAAGAAACAUCAUUACCAGAAAUCCAUUUGAUAGCAUCAGGAGGAACCAAUGUCUCCAAUAUUUGAAAACCCUGAAAAUGCUGCAAUAUGAUGGAUUUAAGACCAUCUAUUUUGGAGAAACUGAUAUCGCUGAAAGUCUUAUAACUGGAGAAGACCUUAGUGAUGGGUAUUUCAUGCAAACUCCAACUUGGUGUAUUGUGCAUGCUGGUAGUAGUCAAGGAUGGGUGCCUUGGAAGUAUCGGAAGUUCCUAAGAGAUGAGUUAUGCAUCAGACAGGAAGACAGCCUCUUCGUUGAGUUCUGUGAUGUGGUGAAGAAGGCCUAUGGGAAGUGUGCCAUUGUGGUCAAAGAGAGAAGGCAGCAGGACAAGAUGAAGCCAAACGAAGAUGAAGAGCCAGAGGCCCAGGUCCAUGCCCCAUCAGUCAUCAACUUAACAAGCACUGUAUGUUGCCCUGAGGUAGCCAAGUCCUGUGGCCAUGAACUACUCUCUCUGCCUUCCCCUUACAAUUACCUAAACCCUUUAGACACAGCCUGGUCUUCUCUGAAAUGGUUUAUCAUCAAUAGCAGAAAGGAGUUUUGUUUGCACUACAUUGACAGUGUCUAUUCUUACCAGUAUAUACUUCUCAGCGAUUUAAUUAACAAAGGGAUUGAAAGGAUAAACCCAAGCAAAUGGAAAACAAUAACCAACAAAGUACGGAGAUGGGAAAACUACUAUCUUGGUAAAUUUUCUUAA